Molecule: messenger RNA, 1056 nt
Organism: Symsagittifera roscoffensis
Lineage: Eukaryota; Metazoa; Xenacoelomorpha; Acoela; Convolutidae
Exons: 2
Coding region: 1-1056 (351 amino acids)
Biological process (GO): G protein-coupled receptor signaling pathway
Cellular component (GO): plasma membrane
Molecular function (GO): G protein-coupled receptor activity
Source: RefSeq, a predicted model, not a curated record
AUGCCAGUGAGUAUAUAUGAAAUACUCACUCUCAGCCAAUCAGCGAUCGUCUGUGUAGUUGACAAAGGAGGAUCUUUCGCCUACGUCACUACAAGCUUCGCCAUAUUUAUUUGCAUAGUAUUGGACCGACUCAUUGCAGUGAACAAACCUCACGACUACAAAACUAUCAUGAGUGCAAGACGCGCCAAGUUUCUAGUAGGAUUCUGCUUUCUGUUCGGAACUUUCUGCUCGUUUCCUAUCAGCAAGUCGUGUCUAACCGAGACGACAAUCGACGACUCUCGGCAGAUCCAACUACUGAUGAAAGCAUACUCGGCAGCUGUUAUCAUUCUCGCUGUCCUAUUCAUAGUGAGCUACACCAAUGUUUUCGUGGUUGCCUGUCAUGCAGUGGCCAGCAAAAACACUGAGACAACAUCUUCGACCGUGCGCUACAGCCAUCUGAACAAAACACACAGCAAAACCGAUCGUCCCGCAAUGGAGGAAUGCGACUCCAAUUCCAAAACAUCCCGACUAUCCAUAACACUUGGCAACUCGAAACGAAAUGCGCCAACUCAUCGCUCAAUUCAAUCCAACUUGGUUGAUUGCGGCGAGGGAGUUGCAAUAACUUCAGCAUGCGGGUCACCGCCAACUACAAACACCGCGGCUUCUGCAAUUUCGUUUGAGGUAACCAACGUUUCCAGGAACCCCCGACCCAGCACUAGCCGCUGUCCCGACAACUCUAAUCCUUCACUGGCUGAAAUCGAGAAAUACAUGCAGAUGAAACGCAAUCGAAGCUUGCGCAAACAGGUCCAAAUAGCACUCACUCUUUUCUUCGUUACAUUCACAUUCAUGGUGUGUUAUAUUCCCAGUGCACUUUUGGAUCUAAAUGCUUGGGGCAUCGACUUGGGUCUAGAAGACAUCGGGGAGCAUAAUGUGGAAGUUCUACUGGGCCUGUUCUGGUUCAGCGUUCCCGCAAACCCAGUCAUCUACGCAUUCACCUCCCCCAGAUUCAGAAAUGAAACCAAAAUUUUGAUCAACAGAUUGGGCUCCUGUCAAGUCUCUCUCAAUGACUCCAUGUGA